This is a messenger RNA of Porites evermanni, 11042 nucleotides long. NCBI's taxonomy places the organism in Eukaryota, Metazoa, Cnidaria, Anthozoa, Scleractinia, Poritidae. The record is from the annotation of a GenBank genome assembly.
UGUACCUACUGUAGCAGCGAGAAAGCUUGCGUGACAUUUUCCUUGGUGAACGACACUUUGAAUAACAAAUGCGAAGACCAGGACUGGUACUUCAAGCAAUGUAGUGGUGAGUUUUUUUGUUUUUCUGUUAUUUUCAAGUUGCCUCGAUAGCAAGAGCAGAAAAGACAGCUAUAUGGUUUGUAUCUUUGUACUAAAGAGAAAAGGCGAAAGGCGAUCGAUCAUUCGUCUAAUCUCCGCAAAUAGACUCGCUACAUCUAGACACGCUCGGAACAUUUCUGAUCUGCUCCAUGGCCAAGCACUUUUUGUCUCAGAACUGAGUUAAGACAGACUACUCGGGAAGUAGCUUUGUAUGCAGCGCGCUACAAGUGCAAUUGGACCGCCUCAAUUACUCCUUUAACUCCUCAAGAAAGACAGCGCCCGCGAUUGUGCCACAUCAGGCAGUUACUCACUUGGUUUCGGAGAUGAUAAAUAUUUCUGUAAAAAGUAAUUGAUUAUCUUGCGCAAUAACAAUUCCGUGAUCUAAACUGCAUUUUUGUUUUUCCCUUUGCUCCUUCGUUCCCAAGAUGUUAGGCAAUACUGGCACUGUACUUAGACCACACAAUUCCAGUGUCCACAACGAGUGCCUUGAGUUUGUGCAGAACCUGAUUUCCUACCCCUUUUAACGCUCAAUGUAGAAUUCCAUAUAUGCCAGGCACGAGGCGGAAGUGGGGAACUGGGGCGAGUGAGUCCAAUAUGAAGCGCGUACGGGAUGCUCUUUGGAAAAUUAGAGUUAAAACCCCAUAACAAUUCAUCCUGGCCAUGGUUCAGGCUUUAUAAGACCCCUAAAAUACUACACUACAGUAUUCAGGGUUCAAAGCCAGAAUAGCUGGUAUAUGGCCGCCAUUUAUUAAAAUCGGCAUCGGUUUGUUUUUGUCCAAAAAUGCCCCGCACUUACGUCCACUGCCUUCCCCCCUCUCCCUCCUGUCUUCUCCUAAACGUCCAGUUGACGUUAAGCGGGGAAAAGUGAAUAUAUCGAAGGUCCCUAACUACAUGCAACUCGAAACUUGUACGUCUCAGAAGGCUUUCGAAGCUUGGUACGGAAGUAGGGUUAACUACAAAAAGUACAAAAUUUUGCGCUGUUUUGCCUAGAAACAUUACAUGUACCCAUAAAAAGGAGAUGAUAAAACGGAAGAAUAUAAAUCUCGGUGUACUUUGUACUUGUGGCAAAAAGACGCCAAUUACUGAAGAAGCCCAAAAAUAUAAUAUAGUUGUUUAAAACUAUUGACAAAACGUUAAAUAAGCUGUAGGCUUGAUCUGUCUACCCCAAACUAACUCGUUACGAUUUAUUCGGCUGAUCUUUCUUAAACCUCAAACAACGCCAAGGUAUAAAUCGACCUAGACCAGGCCAAAUGCCAUUUGAAAAUCACACCGAAUAUAUGUUUGCGUGAAAUAAGAUAGAAACUGAAGAUUCCUCAUGAUUACGUACGUCAAUACCUGUAACUCUUCCAUAUUACCUUGUAAUUGAGCGCAGAAUCCAUUUACUUCUUCGUCGAAUUAGCAAAGCCGGCGAAAUUUCGAUGUCCAAGCAAACCGAUUUCUCGGUAAAAUGUACAGUAGUACACCUUUGCGGAAGGUUUCUAGGAAUUAAAUAUCAUGCGAGGUCACGUGGUCAUCAGGCGUUUGAAAACGGUCGGAUGGACGCCAAACAGACGCUUGGGGUAAGAGGUUGCUAUGGGCGUCACCCAAGAACGUCUGGUGUCGUUGCAAAACCAUUUAACUGUCGCUAUCCUACAGUUUUGAAGCCUCAAUCUCGCUGACGCUGUUGCAAUGUUCUCUUCAAGCAAUUUUUCAGUGCUUGUUUUUAUAACAGCUCUGUAUUUUGCUCAGUUUUGGUACACUGAGGGUCUUGCGGCAGGUGAGUCAGUUCUGAGCUUUACUUAUUAAAUAGUUUAUUAUCAUGAUCAUUGCUAUUUUAUUCUUUUUUAAUUAUGGAGUUGCUCACUGAGAAUAUGGGCUUUUACUCUUACGACUUACAGGUAUAUAUUUGAUAACUAUUUUAUUUUGUAAAGUGUUAACUAAUGAUUUGAUCGUUUAAAGCAAGUUAAAACUCACUUAGCCAAGCCGGACCAGGGGGGAGGGGUGGGGGAGUGUUAUGGACGCAGAGCUUUGAAUGUAUGUUUCUUGCUAAAAUGAAAGAGGGUAUUCUAGGGCCUUUUGUAAUGCGAGACAUCAAACAGUGAGGACAUGGUAUUCUUUACUGCGAAACGUCAAAAGUUAGACACAUGGAAAUAGUUUAUAUCAGUGCCGUUGCUUAUUAAUAAUUUUGUAAUGCAAAACCGUUAUCCGUUUUAGUCUUCAAUUACAUAACUAUAACUACCUGGGCUUACUCCAGAGACUUGCAAGUAAUACAAAUGAUUGUUUUAAAACCUACAAAAACUGAGAAUUUGGGUAAAUUCAAGUCAUAUUGUACUCUGUUCAACCUCUACAAAGCAAAUACUGUAAUUGUCGUCAAAGAUAACAGACUCGAGAUGCACUAGUUGAACUGACGCCGUUUGCUCUUCAAUGAAACUUAUCCGUCCGUGUCAAGGACAACAUAGCAAAAUAGAAUUUGAAUCUAAAUAUGACAACCACCGAAAUUUAUCUGGAGAAACAAAAAAGCAGUAAAAGAUUUGGGAAAAUAUAAAAAGCUUAAUGGAUAACAGGAUCUUUAUAAACGUAAAUCCAAGGAUAAAAUUAAGUCAUGGUAAGUGAUUUCUACGGGCUAUUAGUUUUAAAUUAUGAAAAUCUAGUUAGCGUGGAUGAUCAAAACAAAACUUUAUUGAAUGUUUUUUAAAGGUAGUCCAUAGGAUAUUUCUAAUUUAACACUUUGGUUCCUCAGUUUGAAUUCGAGCUCGAGAAGUUUCCGUUCUGGCAUUUUAUACUUCUGAGAUAACUAGAUAAUGCACAAAUGUAUGCUUUGAUUUAAAGCAUUGUGUUAUACCACCUAGAGGCAUCCGAUGCUGCAUGAAGUCUCAAUUCUUUUUAUUGUUCCCUACUUUUUUAGAUGACAAGUGCAAUUUAAAAAGCAACGAAUCGUGUGACGAUUGCGUUCGAGAUGGGGUAAGAUUAAUGAAUACCUCUGCACAAGAUACUGUCAGAGAGUUAAAAAUAGUUUUACAGAGGUGGGUUCACACCAGACUUUUUAAGUGCACUUGAGACUAACUUGUGUGUGAACGGGUCCUGUUUUCAUUUUAAGAUUAUUCGUACCUAGUUGCCACGGCAAUAGCAAAACCCUAAACGGCCGAAGUACACUCUGAAAGGUCGAAAGCUUCCUUGUCAAUGCAAUCAUCCCAUCAAACCCUCUGAAGCCGUAUUAUCAAAGGGUCAAUCAUCUUGAAUCACAACUUGCAAUCUACAAUAGUUACCGAGCAAUCGAGAAACGUGGAUUCUUGUUCGACGAUAUUGUUGGCUUUGUUCAUUCGGCUCGUAGACAUGGCGUCUUACAAAAAAGAACUUGUAAAUGGGGAAUUUAUCAAUCGGUUUUUGGAUAGUUUCUCUAGUUACUGGAAAUUGAGCGAAUUGCCACGAGUUUCUAUUAAGCGAGCGGAACGAGCUUCUUAUAGGCCGUAAGCAAAUGAACGAUGGAGUAAAAGCAAGAGAGGAUAUGAGUAAAGAUAAACUUCAAACUUCGAGUUUACACUUUUCGUUUCGACUCUGUUCAAAACGACUGUGGUCGGUAAGGAAAAUCGGGCAUAGCAGAUAUAUUGUAUACAUGUAGAUUUCCCGGCGUAAUUGUACUCCGAGGGCAAGAUAAGUUCGCCUCAAACAGCUCAUUUAACUGUUGGUGUGAAAGCCAUGUUUUCAUAAAAAAAAUUUAAGUGCACUUCAUAACAAUACGAGACUAGCAUCUUACUCGGAAACCUAACGGUUUAUUUAGAUGCUGGGCAUUUCCUUACCUGUAAUGUAUUUUUAGUUUUCAUUUUAUCACACUUCAUGUAAUCGACCGGCCGUUAGACUAAAACUACCCCUCUGUGACUAUAAUUAUUCUGAAGAGAAAUGUAAAUAAAGCUUGUUCCUGUUCUUGAUCAAAUGCUUUUUAAGCACAAUUCAGCUCAGGCGCACUUCAAGUGUACUUAAACGUUUAAUGUGAAUACACCUGUUGAAAUUGCUUUGAACCGAGAAUUAUAUUUGGGAACAAACGGACUUGGAAGUGACAAACCUUACAGCUAAUAGCCUUCUGUUUACAGCAAAUAUUAGGAAAAUUCUCUGUGCGAUGUGAAUGAAAGAAUGAAUGAACCAGGCAGGAAGCCACGAGGUUUGGCCAUUUAGGUUUUUUUGAAGAGCAUGUACAUGGGGAGUAGCUCCUCACUCCCCGAAAUGAUCAUAAUCUGUAAAUUAUCAGUAAGAGGCUAAACUCUCACUCGAACGUAGGGAGUGGGGAGCUUUAAAACUUGGUCUGUUCUGAUUUCUUUUUUUCUUUGUCUGUUUGUAUUUUUUUUCGCAGGUACCCUUUUGGCGAAAAUCGGUUGCUAUAGUAACGAGAUAUGACGCCAUGUGACUUUUUCGCCCUUUUUUGAAAAACGUAUAAGAUAGAACAGAAACCGGCAAAAUGAACAGUUUGAGCAUAGUUUAGUCCUCAAGGUGAAGCUUGAAAAAGCAUCACUUUCUACAGUAUUUGCUGCCACCAUGGCGGUCAUUUUGAAUGAAGUCCCAGCUCUCUGUCACUGUCAUAUCCUAAAAUACCGUAAAAUUUCGAAAAUAAGCCCCUCCAAAUAUAAGCCCCCCAAACCGGUAACGCAAAAAACCCUCCGUUAAAUCGCCCCUCCAAAUAUAAGCCCCCCCCGGGGGCUUGUACUUGGAAAAUGGUCCUCAAAUACAAAGUAAAACAAAGCAAAAACGAUAAAUUUACUUCCAACUAUAAGGCUUCAUUGAUAAGCCCCUCCAAAAAUAAGCCCCUCAAAAAGGGCCUUUGAAAAAUAUAAGCCCCGGAGCUUAUUUUCGGAAUUUUACGGUAUUUAUAUAGCCAUGCUGAGCUAAGCUCAUCACAGGUUAUGUAUCAGACAUUACAAUCUGGUAAAUAUUAAAACUUAACAAAACUUUACUCUCAUAAUUUUUUUAAAUUGUAUCUUCUGCAAAGUGUACCUACUGUAGCAGCGAGAAAGCUUGCGUGACAUUUUCCUUGGUGAACGACACUUUGAAUAACAAAUGCGAAGACCAGGACUGGUACUUCAAGCAAUGUAGUGGUAAGUUUUUUUGUUUUGCUGUUAUUUUCAAGUUGCCUCGAUAGCAAGGGGUGAAAAGACAGCUAUAUGGUUUGUAUCUUUGUACUAAAGAGAAAAGGCGAAAGGCGAUCGAUCAUUCGUCUUAUCUCCGCAAAUAGACUCGCUACAUCUAAACACGCUCGGAACAUUUCUGACCUGCUCCAUGGCCAGGCACUUUUUGUCUCAGAAUCGAGUUAAGACAGACUACUCGGGAAGUAGCUUUGUAUGCAGCGCGCUACAAGUGCAAUUGGACCGCCUCAAUUACUCCUUUAACUCCUCAAGAAAGACAGCGCCCGCGAUUGUGCCACAUCAAGCAGUUACUCACUUGGUUUCCGUGGAGAUGAUAAAUAUUUCUGUAAAAAGUAAUUGAUUAUCUUGCGCAGUAAUAUUUCCGUACUAUCCAAACUGCAUUUUUGUUUAUCCCUUUUCUCCUUCGUUCCUAUGAUGUUAGGUAAUACUGGCACUGUACUUAGACCACACAAUUCCAAUCUCCACAACAAGUGCCUUGAGUUUGUGCAAUACCUGAUUUCCUAUCCCUUUCAACUCUCAAUGUAGAAUUCCAUAAAUGCCAGGCACGUGGCGGAAGUGGGGGAGCUGGGGCGAGUGACUCCUGUAUGAAGCGUGUACGUGGGCUCUUUGGAAAAUUAGAGUUAAAACCCUAUAACAAUUAUGGUUCAGGCUUUAUAAGACCCCUAAAAGAGACUAUAUAUUACAGCAGGCUUCUAUUUCCCAAAACCAGUUAAGAGCUCUGUUUAUUAAUUGAAGGAAAGAUUUUGAAAUUGAAUGAUGUCUGCAACACAGCAUGACAACAUUUAGUGUUCUUUGUAUCUAGCUGAUUCAAUAAAGGUUGGUUUGGGUGUUGGGAAUAGCGCAAUGGAAAGCUAUCGUUUGGUGGUCACUCAAGCAAACCAUUGCAGUGAGAUCCUAAUGCCCAAAGCAACCUUUGUUAAAUCGGCUAAAUCUCUUAGCACACCACCCUUUGGGUACAAAUAUACAAAUAUUAGCUUUUCGUCCUGAAAAGUAUAUCUCCAAUUUACACCAUAAAGCAAGACGGCGAGCAUUCGCGUCUCUUUCGUGUAGGAGUUUUCUCCCUCUGGGCGGUGGACUUCGAGGCAAAUUCUCUACUCCAAAGGCUCUAGUUACCUACUUAACUCAAUCGACUUCUAACAGUUGUUAAGCUGAAUGUGUUUCUUGCACUUUUGGCUGAUCAAUAAUUUAUACAGCUUUGCUACACAAUACAAAACAGCAAAACAGUUGUACUUUUGCGUUGCUCAUUCCAAUGACCAAAGGUCUUUAGCGACGGGGUGUGAAAGUAAAAUAAUAAUAAUAAUAAUAAUAAUAAUAAUAACAACAACAACAACAACAACAAAACUGGAAUAAAAAAGAAUAAAACAACUGUUUUUCACUCGACACUGCUAGCCUAAACUUUGGAGCACUUUUAAGGAAAAAACGAAAGAGGUUUAAGUUCUUAAAUCCUCCAAAACGAUUAAAAUUGUUCUUUAUUUUUCAGUCAAUGGCAAGUUCCUCCUGAUUGCUCUUCCCAUAACUACCUUUGUAGCGCUUACUAUGCUCGCAUGCUGUUGUUACUGUUGCUGUUGCAAGGGCAGUGGAUGCGGAGAGUGCCUUCGACACAAUUGUUGCUGUUGUUGCUGUGAUGAGAACCCUUCCAGCUUCUCAGGUACCGUAACGUACUCAAUUCCUUCUUGCAAGUCUUUGAAAAAACCCGAAUGACAACAAGCAAAGCCAAACAUUUACUCAAUCAAUAGACUGAGAGAAGUUAAUUAUCCCCUGAAAUGUGUUUAUUAUUAGGAAAGCGGGUAUUGUGUGAUAGUACUGAGAUGUUUCAAGCCACACCGUUCACCUAGUAUGUCAUGUUACCAGACUCGUUUUGUAUUGAAACAGGGAGAAAUAGUAUACCAAAGACUUUUUACAUGUUCGUUAUGUCCAGUAAAUGAAGAUGCUUUCUAUAACUAGUUUCGCACCAAUUUUUUUCUGUCAUGGAUUUAUUUCUUAAACAAUAACCCCUUUAAAGAUGUAGAUGUCAUUUCAAACAUUUUUCUCCUGUGUAACAAUUUUGAUCAAUUUAUUUGAAGGUCAUUUGCUGCAUUUACUUUCGACCUUCUGACGGUCAUAGAAACAAAAAAAGUGAUUUCACGAAUGUAUCUGUUAUUUCAAUUUUUAUUUAAUUUAGUUUUAUGUUAUUUUCUAACUACAGAUUAGUUAAUACCAUGCAUAUAAGUGAAAAAUACCUGGAGUGCAUAAAUUGCGGUUUUUGUUGGAUUCUUGUGAUGACUUUCGUAGAGGUUGUUUAAGCGCUACUCGCUGGACCACACAAUUCAAAAGUCUUAUUAACAAAGGACUGUAUUCACCAGAAAAGUCUUUUACAGCCAAAGUCCUGAUCGACGGCACUAUGUUCUAUACUUACUUAAUGACAUGCCUUCCAAGAUUCAAGCCGUUGUUAUUUGUCUCUGUUCUUCACACUAUACCGGUUAGUAUGAACAGCAAAGGCCCGGGGCGACACAAGUCGUUCACACACUACGAAUAUCGUGCCGGCAAGAUUGGCUGAGAAAGGUUUGGGGCACUAAAUUCCAGUCCUCACCCCAGAAUAUUUACUUCCCUCUCAGAUGGUUCCAGUCCUCGCUCCUACUUAUUUACUUCCGCGACGGGCCAAAUAGGUGUACAUACUACAACCCCGGACAAAACCUGUUGAGACAAAUCGCGAAAAUGCCUAUUUUUUCCUGUCAUCCUGGCAAACACUGAAACCUCCGCCAAAUGAAUGCCCGGUUUCCCCCCUCCCCUGAUCCAAAGUUGUUUAGGAUAGCAUGGCAAUUAUACACGUUGGUUUUUAGACCAAGGCAACUUUGAAGAGGGGGUGGGGAGGGGGUUUACUUUUUGCGUUUAGGGGAGACAGGAGUAGGGCGCAAAAGUUAGAAAAUAGAUGGAAUUGUCUCAACAGUUUUGUCCGGGGUUGUCUGUGAAGGCCAGUUGUUCAAAUCGCUGUAACUUCGCAAUAUAAGGUCGGAGGGUAUUGAUUUUCUGCACAGAUGUUGUACUUGUCUAAAGCUUUGUGACUAGUAAAGAAGGUGUCAUAAAAACAAUUAGGACGCAUUAAUUAGGCACUUAGAAAUUUAGCCAUAAAUUAGAAACCUUAUACCUAAAUGAGAAAGAAAUCAUGCUCUUUACAGAAAAAGUAUUGAAAUUAAUUGUGGUUGGUGGCCACGAUUAAGGAGUUACUGUGUGUCACAAGUAUGAUAUCUUAAUAGGAGCCUUACCUCCGGCCUUUUUACCAACGUUAAUUGUGCUUACAUGUCGAAUAAAUUAGAUAAGACUGGGUAUUUAUUAUAUUUGCGCAGGACAACGGUCCUGUUCAAAAAUAAUAGUGCGUGGUGUGCGGGUCAUGCACGAGGACUCAAGAAUGCGGCGGAGCAGUUAAAAAUACCCCUUAGAGGCCGAGUGAUACUUAGUUGCACUGACGACUUUCUCCAUGUAGUUAGAGUAGAACUGGAAAAGUAAGCUUCACCGAGUUAACAAUACCCGCGUUUACUGAGUGUGUAAUUAGAACAAUUUACAACAUAUAUACCAGAUUAUCUACUUGACAAAAUAAUGGAAUCCAUGCCGAUAAAACCGUUAAUUUUUCUAUGACAACCAAGGCCAAAAGAACAAAUAUUAACGAAGAACUUCCAAAAUGGGUAGAAAUAGGAUGUGUAGGGAAAGCAAUGCCUCUUUGAUCACAAAUACAGCGAAAACAUGUUGUCACGCGAUGGCAGUUCUUUUGUGGCAAAAAAAACAGCGCAUUUCAUGACAAUUACACCAGUGUCAAAAAGUUUUCCGUUAAGUAAAAAGGUCUUUUUUAUGCUUGAAAAUCAACAAAACGCUUCUUUAUACUACGGAAAAUGCUUGAAAGCACCGUAAACGCUUGAAAUAAACGAUUAACAGGCACGCACAUGUUUAUUCCAACGGUUAACAACGGUUAACAGCGGUUAACAGCGGUUAACAGAAUAUAUUAAAGGAAACUGAUAGUCUAACUGUUGUUUUUCUUCAGAAAAGUUGUUAACCGUUGUUAACCGUCGUUAACCGAUGUUUCUUUCCUCUGCCGUACUUUAUUCGUUAAGUUAACCGUCUGCGAGAAAAACUACUCCGUUUUUUGUUGCAUAACAAGCUCAUCAAAGCACCUUACACAUCGAGGGAUUUCCCGUUAUUGUUCCCGCGGGAUCUGCGUGGAGAAAUGAGAGAUCCAUCAUACCACAUUCCCGUUCGUACACAAUUCCACAUUUGCUGUAACUGAGGCAAUGUUUUUCCUAUUAAGUGUAGGAUCUUUGCACUGCACUUGGCGAACGACGUAAUCACUGCUAAGGCAAAUUACUCGCGGGAUGGAAAAAUGAGCCAAAUUCGCGUGACUGUAAGUGACCAGAUAAGCGCCCUAACCUUCCUCUCACCCAGUGAUUCAUGCGAUAUUUCCGAGCCUCCUGAAAAUGAUUCGUCACUAUCGGAAGUUCUCGAGAGAUCCAUUUUGUCUGGCGAUUACAUAUCAAUGUCAUCAUUUGAGCAGGCAAAGCGUCUACGGACACGUAAGCCGUUAAAAGUCAUGCCCAUGGUAACGUCACAGAGUAAAUGUCAUUUGACAGAUCAUGUAAUCAGAGUGUUAUAACUUCAAUUUUUACUGUAAAAAUUUUAUUUCGCAUUCAAAAGAAAAAAAAAGAAUGCUGAAACAAUGGCUUUUAUCAAUUUGACCAAAAAAGAGGACUAUAACUUGAGGUAAUUGGUAUGAAAGUUAAAGAAUACCGUAAACAGUCCGCAGACAACCCCGGACAAAACCUGUUGAGACAAAUCGCGAAAAUGCCUAUUUUUUCCUGUCAUCCUGGCAAACACUGAAACCUCCGCCAAAUGAAUGCCCGAUUUCCCCCCUCCCCUGAUCCAAAGUUGUUUAGGAUAGCAUGGCAAUUAUACACGUUGGUUUUUAGACCAAGGCAACUUUGAAGAGGGGGUGGGGAGGGGGUUUACUUUUUGCGUUUAGGGGAGACAGGAGUAGGGCGCAAAAGUUAGAAAAUAGAUGGAAUUGUCUCAACAGUUUUGUCCGGGGUUGUAGAUCAAAGUAUGGAAAAAAACCUAUCCGAUAUGUGACACUUUACUUUAGAGAUCGGCUCGGCGCAGCUUCGCUAUGUCACAGAAAUUGCGCAACCACAAGUGUUCUUGUGUGUGAACAGAAGCCCUAUACGGUAUGAUUUUCGUGGCGGCGCAAAAGCUAUGCGGUAUAGUGUCGAUAUUUAACAAUUAUUCCUCGAGCCCGAAUGGGCUACUGACUCAGUGCCAGUGAGGACGAGAGGAAUAAUUGCUUUAGUAAAAUCCAAGUAGUUGGUCAAAAAUAUCGAGACAAAACAACUUUGGCUAGCAAAACGCGAUUCAACCGCCAUUGUUUUGGUUUUCAAAGCCGGCGCUUUUCGCUAUCAGUGGGCUAUAACAUAUAGCCUAUUAGUAGCUCAACCAAUAGUUGGAUUUUACUAAUAUUACAAAGUACCCUAGUACGUAAAGAGGACGUCGCAAUUUAGAAUAAAAGGCCCUAAAAGGGACUUGAAAGUAAAAAAUUUGCUGAUACUCAUGCUUAAAGUGAAUUUAAGUAAAAAAUCUUUAAAAAAAACAGUUAUGUGUUUUCUUAUAGGUGAAUAUCAUGGGUUGCUAGGAGGAGUUAAGAAUCCCAUCACACAAAGUGCUGCCUCUCGGAUUCAAAGUGCUACCGCAAGACUAUAUGGUGGUGUGACAAAAGGAAGCUUCAGUUCCCGGGCUCAGUCGACUGCAGAUCGGCGUGCGUAUUGGGGCAUUUACUAA